AUGAAUUUCAACCAUAAUUUUACGAAUGAAAGCAUUUCGAGAACAAAUUUAACAACUUCAGACGGAGACCACGAUCAGCAGUUCACUGAUCCCGUACGCGUGUCUGGGAUCUUAGCCAACUUUGCCUUGAAUGCGCCUUUAUCUGCUGCGGCAAUUUUGGGGAAUACAGCAAUUAUUUACUCGAUAUGGUACAACAGCUCCUUGCGUUUGCCAUCUCAUAUCCUUCUACUUGGCCUCACUCUGUGUGAUUUUGGAGUCGGUUUACUGGUGCAACCUCUUUAUAUUAUCUACCAGACUUUUUACAUCGUUAAUUUGCGGAAGACAUGGGUGCAGGCCAUGAUAGUGUUCAACGUCUUGUCCAACAUGCUCUGCUGUGUCUCAUUCCUCACAACGACGGCAGUGAGUAUAGAUAGAUAUCUUGCAGUUUACCUCCAUUUACGUUAUCGAAGGAUUGUCACAGUCGGGCGAGUUGUGAAGCUUCACGUUGGAUUAUGGCUCUUCUCCGCUGUCCUCGCCUCCACUAUUGUUUGGAACGUCACAAUAACAUUUUUCGCUGCACUCCUUAUUAUAUCACUGUGCUUGUUAACUACGUUCGCGGUUUAUCUGAAGAUUUACUCAGUCGUGCGAGGCCAUCGUAGAGCCAUACACCAACAGCAAAACCAGCAACGUGCGAGAACACUGCAUCAGGCGAAAACAACCCUGAGUAUGUUUUACAUCUGUCUGAUCCACGCUCUUUGUUAUCUUCCAUAUUUUGUGUUUCUUAUUCUUAGAGAUGCCUACAAGCUCACUACGUUUACAUACUUAGGAACAGAGUUUGCUCAAACAAUUGUGUUCCUCAACUCUGCUUUAAAUCCUUUGCUAUACUGUUGGAGACUUUCUUACUUUCGCGAAGAAGUCAAAAGAUCGCUCUCAAGUUGUUGUUCUUUCUCGUAG
This is a messenger RNA of Pocillopora meandrina, 933 nucleotides long. NCBI's taxonomy places the organism in Eukaryota, Metazoa, Cnidaria, Anthozoa, Scleractinia, Pocilloporidae. The record is from the annotation of a GenBank genome assembly.